UUAAAAAGUCUCUCGGCGCCGCCACGAGGUGUCAUCAAUUCAAAACAAGGCACUGAAAGAACGCAACUUCAUUCAAAAUGCAUCGUUUUCGACAAAUUUUCACGGCAAACCGUGUGAACGUCAUUGGCAUGAUUCAUGUCGAUGCCCUGCCAGGUACUCCACUGUAUGGCGGGUCAGUUUCGCGGCUAAUCGAGAAAGCAAGUCGCGACGCCGAAGUUUACGCGCGGAGCAAUAUCGACGGGAUUUGCAUAGAGAACAUGCACGACGUGCCUUAUGUCAAGUCGCACGAGUUGCGGCCCGAGACGACGGCCGUGAUGGGCCGCGUGUGCGCCGAAGUGAAGCGACUCGUCGGCAGGCGGAUCGCCUGCGGCGUGCAGAUUCUCGCCGGAGGCAACCUGCAGGCGCUGGCUGUUGCUCAAGCGGCCGAUUUGCAAUUCAUAAGGGCCGAGGGAUUUGUGUUCGGCCAUGUGGGCGACGAGGGUUACCACGACUCGUGCGCCGGCAAGCUGCUCAGAUACCGCAGGGAGCUUGCCGCCGACCACGUUUUGAUUUUCACUGACGUCAAGAAGAAGCACAGUUCACACGCGAUUACGGGAGACGUGAGCAUUGAAGAAACGGCCAAGGCUGCGGAGUUUUUCCUCUCAGAUGGGCUGAUCGUGACAGGCUCUGCCACGGGAGACCCUGUCAAACAAAGCGACCUUGUUGGAGUUAAAAAGUCCACAUCCUUGCCAAUUCUUGUUGGUUCUGGAACGAAUUUUGAAAACGUGAGGGAGACCUCGAAAAACGCGGAUGCCGUGAUAGUUGGGACGCAUUUCAAGCGAGAGGGACGAUGGCAGAAUGAAGUUGACGGCGAGCGAGUCAAAAGAUUCAUGGAACACGUUGUCGAAAUUAAAUAAAUUAGAAAAGA
This is a messenger RNA of Cloeon dipterum, 907 nucleotides long. RefSeq lists its product as uncharacterized. The record is from RefSeq and is a predicted model, not a curated record. The coding region runs from base 78 to 896 and encodes 272 amino acids. The transcript is spliced from 6 exons. Lineage: Eukaryota; Metazoa; Arthropoda; Insecta; Ephemeroptera; Baetidae.